AUGCCGCCGACGACGACGAAGCCGCGGUGCCGCGUCGUCGCGCGCGCGCCGCGAUGGAUCGCGCGCGCGCGCGGGACCGGGACGUCGACGAUCGCGCGCGCGUGGUCGAAGAAAGACGACGAUGAGAUCUGGGAUGAGGAUGAGCGACGACGGGUCGAGGAGAAUAAGCGAUGGCGACGGACGGACGACCCGAGCGAGGCGUGGGACAUCGAUAAGGAACGGGACGCGCUGAUGUAUAAGCGAGAGAGCCUGGAGGCGCUGCUGCGCGUGGAGUACGAGCCGGAGGAGGGGAGGGGGGAGGCGAAGGACGACGACGACGACGACGCGCGCGCGUGA
Ostreococcus lucimarinus CCE9901 is the source of this 336-nucleotide messenger RNA. RefSeq lists its product with no specific name. The coding region runs from base 1 to 336 and encodes 111 amino acids. The record is from RefSeq and is a predicted model, not a curated record. Lineage: Eukaryota; Viridiplantae; Chlorophyta; Mamiellophyceae; Mamiellales; Bathycoccaceae. The transcript has a single exon.